AUGUGGAUUGGUGUAGAUUGGGACAAUCCUGACCGGGGACGCCACGACGGCUCCUAUAAAGGUGUGAAGUACUUCAAUGCCCACGGACCAACUUCGGCCUCUUUUGUCAAGUACGUCAGUCCCUCUCAGGGUGGUGCUCUCUCCAUCAUUUUCUCACAGACCUACUUCUUUCAUAUGCACAUGUCGAGGGCUGCAUAUGACUUUUAUCUUGAAGUUCAGGCCCUAGAUAUGACGUUUAUUCACGUUGUCAUGGUCAUUCCAUUAGCAAGUUAUCACCCAUUCACUGGAUUUUAUCCUCAAAGUUGUCUGCCAUCUGAUAAAGCGAAUUCGCGUACACACCUGUGAUUUAUUCUCCAUACUUUCCCUUCGCACCUCGCUACGAUCAAUUUGCAAAUUUCCAGCGGAUCACGUGGUAAGUGGUCUCGUUUAAACCAACUGCGAGUCGUAGAAUUUUAUGUUUCAAACGUCCAGACCCACCCAGCCUCUCGCAUUCUUUUGUAAUGCAUAGCCCUACAUAAACAUGGUUUGAUACUGCCGUCGUUUUCCACACAGCCUCUGCCGCGACCUUGCCGGCCCAUACGGUCUAUAUCAUGUUGACUGCAUAUGCCUUGCCGAGUUCAGCACACGGUCACCUCUGCACACGUGAGAAGGAUUGGGCCCAUUAGCAUGCCACUCCUGAAUCAUUAGACAGGAAUCUGGCGGAACAGCCAACCCGGCCCUUGAUUUUCUUGAUGACAUCUUCUCCGUGGCUGUGAUGGGCAAACUGGAACCAUGUCAGUUAGUGGUCAUCGCGGGAUCGCAAAACGUUUUCUGAUUAUUGUUAACUGGUUAUAUUGCCCAGUUCGAUCACAAUCCCAAAUCUAUUGCUCCGUCCUCACGGACAUCACUUUAAAUGUGUAGUGGCCUAAAUAGUGGUUGUACCUUGAGCGCCACAAUGAUCAGGUCCAGUCUUGUUUAGCAAGCGAAGGCAGAAGACACCAGAAUAAGGAGUUUAACGUGUACAAAAUCCUAAUUUGCUGUCAUUGGCGGCGAUGACCACUGGUAAGGACGCGGCGUGUGUUUGCGUCCUUAAAUCAUGCCUGUGAGGGAGACUUUGAUGUCAUUCGGUUUUAUGCAAACAAGUUCAAGUGUCUGGUGCCCAAGUAGUGAGUUUCGAAUUACCUAGCUGGAGGAGUGGCGUGUCUAGUGGUCUGCAAUACAAUGACUGACCGGUGGCUUUUGGAGGACGUGGUCCUGGCCAGCCGUGGCUGUCUAGUUGUCCGUGUCGCUGUAGUCUCUCAACGACUCAGAAAGCGCUCGCAAGAAAGGCGAAUAACCUUGACGCAGGGGACGUUGAACAAUUUCGUCGCGCACUACAAUGGUUGCCUUCUGGUUAAAAACUUAUGAAGCAUGUCUGAAGAGAAACCAGUGCCUCCGCAUCAGGUGUUUCGGUUGUGUUCGAGGUCCUCCAGUAUAACCUAAAAAUUGUCUUGUUUUCUUGGGUUUAUUUUUCGCAUGCCGGUCUAACCUAGUGUUUGCAACAUUGAGGACUCAGGAGAACGUACGUUCAAAACGAAGCAAUCAAUUAUGGACUCGGUUGUUUAGCGGCAGUCCACUUUCGAAAAUCCGUCUUUCUCUAGUGGUCGAAAUGAACACAAAAUUAGGGCAACCGAAAACCCCAAAGCGAUAUUUAGCCGGUUUCUGCCCGCUGAGUUGGUAGUUUUGUCUGUUCAUAGGGACGGCAUGACUAAUGACCAGUAGGUUUCAGCUUACUUUGCUCUCUUAGCUUGGCUUAUGACGCUUUGUCAUACCUGGCAAUUUCCUUAUUUGACGGAUUGGCUUACUAACACUAAAGCUGACCACGUUACAAAAGCAUUUUCCCCUGUUACAGCACCGUCCUCGGUCGAAAGUGCGAACAUCUAUCAUUAAGUUUAAAUCAAUUUCUUAUGGCGAGUUAAAGGUUGCAGGAAUCUAGAAUGUGUAGGCACUUGAUGCUGUGACAUAUGGGACGGGAAUAUUUCCUUAAAUAGAAAUAAUGUCUUGAGGUGGAUGUUGUCUUCCUUAUAAAGAAGUUGUAACCCUGCUGUUUUGCUGUGCAGUGUAUAUCAUAUCUUAUUUUAGAGUUCUGAUUUCACCUAGUUGUGCAGACGGCCGGUCUUUAUUCCGUAAUUUGUACGUUUUGGCGCUCUCCCCCUAAUGUGGACAAGGUUAUUGUAUCAUUAUUCUGAUUUAGCGACUUUAUGCGAGGGCCCGCUAGAUCAGCUCGUCCAAUUAAGAUUAAAGUAUCAUUAUUCAACGUUGCUAACGACAGACAAGAUUCCGUCAUAACUUCGCAAAAAACAGACUAAUUAUUUUUUCAGGAAAUUGCACUCACUGUUGGCUUACCCUCCCGUAGCUGCGCUUAUCUUAACUUAUCCAGUCACUUUCAUAUUGUCAGCCAAUAUUUUCGGUGGCAUACGCUUCAGUGACGUUUAACCGGUUUGGGACUCAAACCAAGCAAUCCGUGGACCGCGAGACCGAAAAUGUUAUCGACUCGUCGGCUUUCACCAUUUCCGCCUAGGUCUUCAAUUUGCCUUCUAAACUUCUUUGUCACCUACGGUUGAACCCUAACGAGAAGAAACCCUGUGCCAUUUAGCCUAAGGGUUGGCAUAUUACUUAGAUGAGCUAUCUGGGGACACAGUCGGCCACUCGUACUCGUUUCAGACCUGAGCCGGGGGGGGGGGGCGGAUUUCGUAAAGCAAGCGCAAGUAUGACUGAUCGAACACCUCCAGACGACAAAUCACUUCUGGGUACUCGACUCAUGUUCCACAUUUAUGAAGACGAGUUGUCUUCGUGCCUGCCACUGCUGUGGCUGUUCCUACUCUGACAGACUUCAGUAAUGUUCCCUAUAAAGCCUCAUCGUCAGCGACAACGUGCGGCGGCACACAUUAUAAACUCAGUGAGCAGAUAAAAACGAAUGUCGUAGAGUUAUCCUAACGUUUUUAUCGUUUCAAAUGGGAUGUUGGUGUUUGAUUUAUGGCAGGACGAGGAACAGCUUCAAAACCGCCUCAGUCUCCAUUGUUGGAUAGUCUGGGAUACUCUCACAUAAGCGUCUCAGCGAGUACAAACGGUCUGGGGCUGUGCUCUGCCUGCCUUACUCGGCAAUUCCCUCCCCAGGCAACGGAGAUCAAGAACCACCAGUUUGUUUCUCUCUUAUGUGCCCUAGAAUUUACAUUCGGGGGGAGGGGGUAAAACUCGCUAGUAGUACGCUCGGGUCACCAAUUUUUGUGUCGACUAAGAUCGCGAUGAGCCCUUAAGUACCUCUAAAGACCAACAUAAAUACUGCAAAAAAACAUCUAUUCAAGUAGAAAUAUCCUGAUUCAGACAACUUUGCAAGAGUUUGACUUUUACAUUCUCUAAGCUGUCUACUCUUUCAGGCUGACAGGCAUGAAUCACGAGGAACACCUUACUCUGGUUCGAGAUGCGGUUUGGGAAUACUUUGGUUUAACAGUGUUGAUGGACAAGCCAGAUGAUCUAAGGGCCUUAUUUGUCUCACGCUAGCGCUCAACCCUCACCGGGUUGCGAGCAAUGGAGUUCCUACACGUGCCUCCAAAAGUUGCUAAAAACACUAAAGUGGGUGGUUUCCAUGUUCUUCGUGGUGACAUCCCUGCAAACCUGUCGGUACAAGAAUUUUAAAGUGAAACAGGUGAGGCUUAGGCCCUGUCACAAGGCUCGGAGAAAGCCUCCAGCGGCUCAUCAACCCAAAAAACCUCAACUACUGCAACAGGGAGUGGAUAAUCGAGUUUCUCCUGUCUUGAGUACUUUAUUAAGCAAAGUCUGUGUCUGUAUGUCUAUUUUAGUAACUGAUGAACUAUAUGUGGAAGUGUUAGUUAAGCACAGAUGCGAAUAAUUUGGUUUUGAAAAUUAGUGUUGAAUCAUGGCCGAUUUUUUGUCUAUACAAGCCUUUACCUGUCUGGAGAGUCAUGACUGCGUAGUGUGGACAUUUUUUCCUCUACCACUAUCUGAUAGCACCACAAGACUGAACCUCCUCUUAACGCACCUUCUAUCGUCUACCCUACACCUUUGUUCUAAUCCACUAUUGGGUAACGGAACCCGAAUUUGUGCCUAUCCAAUGGUCCUCUUGGUGCGUGAUUUGAACAUAAAGGGUGGUGUGGGUUACUUCGUUAUUUAUCAAGUGUUAGCACGAGCGCCUUCCGAGUACCAAUGACCAACCCAUACUUCUGGACUCUACGCCUAGAUUCCGAGUCUGCGCCGUUUAAGGAAAAGCAAAGUUUUAUAUCUGUUUUGUAAUGCUGAGCGAACAAGCUUUUCCGUCAUAGCUUGUGGCUCAUUUUGUUAGUUUCAGAGAUUUUUCCAGCAGAGUUCAUUCUUUUUCAUUAGUCACCCCAUCUCGGGGCCCUGCCCCGAGUUGGAUAUUUUGAACCGUUGACCACCGCUUUACAAAUACCGUCAGAAAACUGAAGAGCAUAGUAACGCUGAGAACUCAUUGGCCUUUUUCAAAGGAAGUGGUGCGGCCUCGUCGCAGUUCCCUACUACUCCAUUCUCUAUUUGUACAUGUUAUAAGAAUCCUCUCAAUUUUAUGGUUACCAGUAUUUGUGUCUCACGUUUCCAUUCUUCCAAUAUGACGGGUCUCUUCGAAAUCCUUUUUUCAGGCCGGAUAAACUUACCCUAGGAACUAGUCUAGAGGAGGCCCUUGUUGCCCGUUAUGUUCUAUGCGCUGAAUGCCAGAUUCUCACUCGGAAUCACGCCCUUCUCCAGCCGGGUGGCGACCCCGCAACUGGAGUGCGUCUGGAAAUUGGCGAGAAUGCGGGGCAUCUACGUGCCACUCUGAGUAGCACCAACACUUCUGUAGAAGCAGAGUACGCAGAGGGCCAUUCAGGUGACCGCGUUGCUGCCCCGUUGACAGUUGAGCUCUUCACAUCCAAUCCAUGCGAACCCAGCCACCAUGAGAGGUGUGGUGCGGCCGGCGCUGAGAUCGCCUUACGCAGGCUGAGGACCGGCUCAGUACCAGGGAUACCCGUCUUCAGAUGCCUUCGCGACGGCGAAAAAGAGAGCGAUAAUCCCGUACUCUGGCCCUCUACAGGCGGCAGGCUGUCCUCCUUUCUACCUAAUCUGGUCGAGCUCGACCUCUCCUACAGCCUCUUGUCAAAGUGGACUGAACUCGCCAGAGUAAGUCGGUGGGUUUAUCAUUCAUCACCUAGCUUUCUUUUUUGCGGUCGCAUUAUUUCACAGAUGAAGCAUUUUAGUUGGCCAACCCGAAGCCGUCCAUUAGACCGCCUGGAUUGCUUUCCAACUACUCUACCCAGAGGAUAUCUCCAGGGCUUCUAAACAUAUGACGGCAGCAUUUGCUAAGACAGUGAACGCCGAAUAAGCCUUUUAGACACGUAUUUGCAAGUGUAUGAAAAAGGAUUGUUUAGAUAGUUCGAGUUGUAACCGGCACAUUGCAAUAAGUUAUGUCACCAUUUUGCCAGCGAUCAGGCAAUAAAUUCCAUACGUUCACAAUGCCACCUCAUCUAAGUUAGCGCUUGGCUUACACCAGAUGGAGUUCUGGUCAAACCUGCUUUAGUCGGCCUCGAAAAUGUCGCGAACUGCACGUUUGCACAUGUCAUGAUCUGCGGCAGCUGAUGUCGACAACCCAACCUAGACUAUUCUUCAGCCAUGGAGACCGAAUACCAAUGAUCUAGGAAUGACCUCCACGCCUUGACAUUCUGUCGCGAAUUAAGUUUUGAGUUGGCUUCCACUUCGCCGUCCCCAGGUGGGUAUCGGCCUCUGAGCAGCGGCAGUGGCGACUGACUCAUAGGAUGAGUGACGAGGAACAUUCCCAAGCCACCUCGGUCGUCUUUCUUGGAUGGCCUGACGUAUCCUCGCGAUGUGGCGAGUACAAACUGUCUUAUUCAAGACGGAGUCGGUGCAUCCCGCCCCAAGGAUGGUUCUCAGGCAACGGUGGCCAAAAUGCCAGUUUUCUUCAGGCCUGCAUGCACAUGGCCUGGUCUGACCAGACGGACGCCUGGUACACACAGAUUGGGAUGGCGACGGCGGUGCCACGUCGGGUCCAUAGACAUUAAGAAGUUCAGAGAUCUGUGAGUAGCACCGAUUUGGAGAACGGUAUCGUCCUUACUCUGUUCGCUCGUCAGAAACGUAGCUCCGUGGUAAUCCAAACCACAGCCUUUUUCACACCCACAGUCUGUUGUCCAAUGAUGUGCCCUCUCCUCGUCAGAGAUGCAGUGUUGAAGGAUAGACCGACGGAUUCAGGGACCCUGUUUACCCAUGACACUACGUUCUGUCGGUCAGUAUUGCCUAACGCUAGAAUGGCGAAGCCUGAUGGCCGUCGCCCGCUGCUAGACCUUGCAGAAUUCGAGUGUUCGUCCUGCAUCCCUAGAAAUUGACCGUUUUCCAGUCGCACAAUUUCCGUAAGACUGGAGGUGCCUAACUGCGCGUAGAUUAUCUGCCAUAUUUACCCUGUCAAAUUGUACUUUAUACAUAAGCUUGCAGCACUGAAUGAAGCAUUUCAAUUCUAGGAACGAAUUACAAUGUUGUUUAUCCCCAACUGCCCCUCUCCGAGAGACUGGGUUAUGAGUUAACGACUAAGGGCCCAUUGCUGACUAUACAGCUUCUGUGCUCUCUUAGGCAUUGGUAAACUAGGGGAGUAUCACACUUGUGUUUGACGUUCUCGCUCCUUUGUCGGUAAAUUCCCCGCCACUUAUUUUAUAUGCCUUCUCUGUAGAUUUGUCGUCAACUGCCAGCUCUGCGAAUGCUGAACGUCAGUGGGAACCAUAUGCGUUUACCUCCUACAGCAAGUGACGAGAUUGAGUCCCUCUGCGAUACCGACCGGCGCAUACAAUUCGACAUGGACACUGAUUCCCAUGAGGCUGAGGACUUGUUUUCUACCUCCUUUACCACUCUACAUCACCUGGCCGCCGUAAGAAUGUCGAACAUGUCUUGGUCCGUACUCAGGCGCAUUAUCUCCUGGAUGCCCUCCAUAAAGGAGAUUUGUGUAGCCUACAAUCCUGUAAGUAAUUAUGGGGUUAUUCUACCUCUGAUACUUUCAUUGCUUCCAAUUAUUUUGUCUGUUUGAUGGCUUCUUUACAGGUGUGCUUCGCAAUCACCAAUCCGGCCUCGUUGUGCACUGUAACAUUGCUGAACAUUAUUUUUCAGUCUGAAUUCAAUAUUUUGCUGCAAUCCUGUGAUCUUCCUUUCUGUUGGUUUUUAUGUACUAACAGUUCUGUUCAUUCCAAAAAGUAGUAGGCAUGAACGUAUUGUUCCAACCCCAAGUCUUCCAAAAUCCGGCCAUGGUACCCACGUUAACAUUAGAGAAGUUGAUGGCAGCAAACAUACAUUUUCCAUUUUUCAUCCCCACUCCGGUAAAGUAACGUACGUCACGGUAGGACAGUAAAAACUCGAAAAGCAACCCAUUAACAAAGGCUGUGUGAUAUGGAAUAUCGAGGAUGUCUGGACAUAAUCGCUGCCUAACCACCCGAGCUAAGAGAACAUGCUCACCACAUACGCCGGAAAGCGGACUCACCUUCAUACGAAACACUGCAUGAAACUGGUUUCUCCGAAAAGUCUAUCGCAAGACUUAUGGAAGAGCGUCCAUCAAAAACGACCUUGCUGUCGACCGAGAAGACGAAGAAGUUAUUCCUCACAUUGCCGUUUCGAGGAAACUCGACCAUAUAGUGGCUCUGCGGGAGGCUGUCCUUUUACGAAAAGUUCUCGAAAUAUAUGGAAGGAAGCCCACCAAAAACAGACAUACCGAAGGUUGAGAAGAAGGAGCUGUUCCUCACAUCACCGUCUCGAAUGGACCCGGCCAGUGCACUCAGACAAUGCCGCCUGAGCUCUGCUUUUGCGCGUACGUACCCAACGGCCAAAGUAAGAUUAAUUUACUCUUGCACUCCCCCUCUUCGUUUCAGGGGUAAGGAUAGGCUGCCGUGUCUUGAGUUGUCCCUUUGGAGCAAGUUAUAUUCGUCGAACGGCAGGCACUUAUCUAAGCGGAUUCGAGAGCACCAUCCUGCUUGGCUAAAGCAAGAUGUGGGGAAAUCCGUCUCAAAAGUAUUCGUGGCCCACUGGGUGGACGUCAAGCAAGCAUUUUGAGACGCUCCCAUUUUCUGCCUCAGUUGAUACUUGUGACGACAGAGACGGUGGCUACACGGUUAACCAAUCCAACUUUAUGUUAACAGAAGGCGUUCAUUCAAGUCCUCCAGCUACCGUGACCCAGGCUGACCCCCACGUCACGUUACGGCGACGAAACACUGGGCUGGCUACGAAAAGUCGGAAACGUAUGUUUUCCGGCUUUGACUUCUAAUUUUUUCUUUGCGUAUAAUUUCUCAUAGAAUCAGCAAGUAAAGAUGAACGACACUUAAAAUUAGCUUCUUCCUCCUGCGAUGGACCCAAGUUAACAUUUAACUUGAUGGUUACCCUUUUGUUUUAUUAGGGUCGAACACUUUCAUACUGUACACUCGCUGUCCGCGUCCGUCACUGUUGGUGUUGCUGUUUUCAUUCAUUAAGCUGGGUGAUUUUCCCUCAGUCGAGACCCCUGACGGUCAUUCGAUUGCCGAAACAUUCUCUGGCCUGGAAACCCUCGAUCUGACGUCAACUGAACUCACCGACUUCGAUCGUGUUCUUGAGGUGGUCGGCUCCUCAUCGUGCCUAACUAGUCUUCUGUUGAACGGGAACAAGAUCCGCACUCUGCGACUGUCCACGACCUCUCCACCAGUGCUGAGGGCGCUUAACCAAAUCGGUCUGCGGGACAACCUCCUUGAGGAUUGGGAGUCCGUCAAUGAACUAGCUCGUCUACCCGCCCUGACUACGCUAAUUCUUCGACAAAACCCCAUCCUUCUCAACUUCACUCCGUAAGUUCUGUUGCCCCCGUUUUUGCCGGCUGAUUGGCAACCCGUACGAGGCUCAUCACUUGCUGUUAUCUGACGACAACUUGUUAGUACAGCCUAUUUGGAAAAACUGGGACACCUAACAUGCGCAUAUAUAUGAUGUACCCGCUAGUCUUGCUUCUUGAUACCAAUCACGUCCACGAACGACGGGUAGUGGAAUUACCUCUAGCAAAAUAUGUGCUCCCAGCUGUUCCAGGCCAAUGGCGACCGCUGCCAGAACGCGAAGAGCUGAGGUCUAGUGCACCGAAGACAACACUGUGAAGUGACGACCGUGAACUAACACUAAAUGCGGUAGAUGUGCUAUCCCAUGAAAUGUUAGCCGAAAUCCUGAAAUGUGUAUCAAUUUAAAAAGGUCACUUAAGUAGGGUUGCAAUACUAAUUGUCAUGAAGCAUGAUCUCAAGAUAUUUAGGUCACGUCAGGGUGCCGGCUUUUGAAUCAGCCUUUUCCCGGCCGCCUGCAUAAACUACACUCCGCAGCGAAUGGCUGCUUAAGUAACAUGAAUUUUCCCCAUUUAUUCUCGAUGCCCUUGCGAAUUCAGGCACAUUUUAUAGAAAACAUACAUGAAAAUAUUAUUUCUUGUACUUAUUUGGUAGCAAAUUACCUCACCCUCAAAUUUCACACUUGAAGGAAGACUCUCGUCCGGUUUUAACAAAACUUUAAAUUUCCGAGUAAUUUUGGAUCCGACUUGCCGUUACACUUGCCUUCAGGGUUUCCAAACUACAAGCUGUAUGCUUUUCAUAUGAGGAAAAGCACACAUUUCUAUGUAUAUUUCUGUGUCAUAUAGGGCUAACAGAAUUUUGCAAUGGGUGGUGACCUGGUUCACUUUACAAGCACAAUCGAUAACUGUGCCGAUACGACCCUGUGUAAUUGGACAUUAGACGGUCUUAAAAAUCUCACAAUUGGAGACUUUUCUAAAACCCGGCAAUGCUAUUCCUUUGAGCAAAAAAUUUGAAGAAGGCCUAAUUUACUACAAAAUGAGUACCAGAAGGAAUAUUUAUGUGCAUGUUUUCUAGAAAAUAUUUUGUUGGAUGGUACAUCUACCUCGCAGUUAGGGCUUCUAACGAAGGCACUAGCGAAAAGCCUCUAAAUCCCCGAAACACCUUAUUGUAAAUGUUCCGAGCUUUGUAUUAUAAUCCGGGUUACAGCGUCCGCAGGAGCUGGCGCGUUCCGCAACCCUGGUCCAGUGAUGCGGGCAAGUAGUAUAUGAGCUGAACUACUCAAUUGAGGACACUUGAUACUGAAAGCUGUAUUAUGCGAACAUUCCUCGAUCCUUAUGCCCAAGGCCUGACAGCGCUCAGUCAUCACCAGUACAACGUGGGUCUGCGGUUUUUUGAAGUCCGAAUCCCCUACUCAUGGACUCCAGAAAUCAAAAUCCCGGGGAACAGCUUCACAGACGAUAAACCAUGAGAGCUUGCUCUGACUUUACUCAUUCAAUCAUACUUUUGACCACCAGCUGAGACUAGAAACGCAAACAUGCCCGUGCAUACGGCGCAGAUGGAUCACAAGCCUUUCAUUGAGCUCAGGUUCGUCAGUACUUCAUUACUUGUCAUUGUCUACUUUUGAAUCUGGGGUUAAUUACUGAAUCAGGAACGGACGCAAGCCGAUCAUUUGACUCCCCUAAACAGACAAGCUCCGCAGGGGUGCAACGGUCACAAACAUUCAACCACCUGCCAGGUUGAACUCAGCCAAGCUAUGAUUGCACAGGAGGCAUUCAGGAUUAUGAUUGGCUGAGUAAAAUCAGAAUAAGCUUGAAACAGUUAUGUAUCAAUAUACACCCGUGCUCAUUCCUCUCUUCCUACCCUACCAUUGCUUUACCGAGUUUGCCGUACCAGGUGCUUGCAUAUUCGUAAACUCUUCUACCCAUACGGAGCUUGUUCGCCUCAGAAAGCCGGUGGAUCAGUGUACGCCUUAUCCUGGUUAAACGUAUACGUGAAGGGCAACUUGUUAUUAGUUCCAACUCUACCAAAUGAGCCAUGGGCUCAUUGUCAUAAGGGUUGUCAUAAGAGAUAUUAAAUUCCUUGGAAGUCCACUCACUGGCCGGGCAACAUGAUCCUUGACUUCGUCGGUAUUCUACCUCUGCGCAUAUUACUACUCGUGAAGCCUCUUGCGCAGGCUCUACAUUGAGCUCAGAGGUAGACUAGGACAAGAUGGCCCCAUAACCCGAUCUUCGAACGCGCUUCUACUCAGAAAUAGACGCACACCAAUCCAUUGGCUUCCCGAAGCAAACGAAUUUCGUAUGGGUGAUAGGAAUCACAAACAGGCAAUCACAUACCCGACCGAAGUCGGCCAAGCUAUGGUAGCAGAGGAGAGACGACAGAGCCUGGGGGGUAAACUGAUACAGCACUGUUUCGGGCUUGUUUGCCGCACUUGCCUAGAAGUCCUCUCAUCCACACCCAAAAUGUCUCGUGUACGACGCCUCGGGGACAAUCCAAGACAACGAAGGUUCUAGAAACGUGGUCAACAUCGUACCCUGUCCGAGUGACAACCGAGAGAUUAUUGUAUAUGCCCAGUGGCGCCUCAGUGAUGGGAUUCAUUCGAAAACCUUGUGGGUGUCUUCCCAAAGAAACUUAAACUUGAGACAAUCAAGUCAAGUAGAUUGGAUUGCAGUUCGACCGUUGUUUCCAACGAUGUUCACCGUGUGCUCCACAGCGAGGUGAAGCAGGCACAGUGAUUUGCGCGUGAGUUAGUUUACGGUGAGAGCAGACGUGUGCACCGGCUGGGGAUAGGGGUGUGUUGAUCAGCACUUCGCUGGAUCCUUAUGUACUGCACUGUUAUCAGUAGCUCAUUCACGUUUCGUGAGUUCAGCCUAUAAAUUAUGACGGUGUCAAUCAGGAUAUCCUUUGAUCGACUUUGUUGAAUUAUGUCAUGAAAAUGAAGUUGUGUCCGAUUAAGACCUACCAUCGUGGACCAAGAACCGGAGUUCGAGUGGCGAAGAGAGCGACCUUAAGUACACAAAUUGCGCUGUGAUGCUGGCGAGCUUUUUCGCAUAAAUGGCGUAGAAAGUGCGAAUUCAGGGGAAAUAGGCCUGACAAUAAAGUAUUUCACGGCGCAUCUGACCGUCCGGGGCUUUGCUGCUGGGAACACACGUGCAGUUCUGGUAGAUAGUGAUGCCCGUCAGUUAGAUGGCAGCUUCUCUUCGCGCAAACUUCCACCAAGCAUUUGUUGUUGUGAUGCAUUAUCCUUUUUCAAGAACUCCCUAACUUCCUAUUUUUCCAUAUAUAGCGAAACUGCCCGCCAAGAGAUCAUAGCACGAUUGCCAGGACUCAAGUCCCUCAAUUUCCUUGAGGUGUCCGCUGAGGAGAGGAGGGGUGCUGAACUAGACUACCUUAAGCGAUAUUCCAAGACCUGGAAAGACGCUCAAGAGAACGUGAACACCAAAGCGACUUUUGCCAAGCAGCACCCAGCCUUCAUUCAAAUCUGCGAAAAGUACGGUCCCCCUGAUGCCGGUGAUGGAAAGGUUAGCGGUAAUCAUUAUCUUUGUACGGUCACUGUAACACUGAGAAGUUUUAUUUUGGCCGCAUGACCGGCAUUCACCAAUGUAGGUGGGCUCGCUUGUCUGCUGCUUUGGCGCAAUCACUAACUGCGCUUUUGCUUUGGCAUCGGCUUCCAGUGCAUUUGUACGCCAAACAAUGGUUGCUGUCGGGGUGGGGAUUUUCAGCCAACGUCCAAUAUUGCGGCUGAUUCAAGACAAACAGGGCCAUGGGAUGCCGUUCUGGCGCGUUUCUGUCGUUUGGCCACAAUUUAUAACCCAAACAUCGGACUUCGGUCACUCGUUUGGUCGGGCGCAGGAAUAUGGGCCCUCUCCAGUACUACGGGUGACCUCGCGCUAAAUUCCAGGGCUCCCUAUUCCCGUGUUCCAACCCCAACCAUCCUAACACUAAUCCUGACCAGAUCCCUUGCUCUAACCCCCCCCCCCCUAGAAUUUGCUGCAAGGCCUUCUGUAAUAUAAGGAGGUCCAUAUUUCCGUGCCCAACUGCUCGUUUUACUAAAGGGCUCAUCUGCCUCCGGACUGCCCAUGUGGUUCCAGAGGAAUUGAGAAGUUAACUAGAGGACUCCAAACACGAUCCUGUCUCCUCCACAUUUGCGUCAAUGAGACAGGCUUCGUGGUGCCUACAAACAGUAUUAUCCAGCGUUGUCUCUAUUCAUCCGCAUCCCUAAGUCUUAGCCCAGACAUCCCCUAGUGCACUGUAGGAUUUAAGUGUUACGAAACGCUGCCUGAGUGGGUACUUAACGUCUAACGGCCAGGUGUGUGAAUGGACUCAAGCAACUUCAGUAGGAUUCCCCAUUUUCGGUUGCGUCACCAAAGCCGCUGCGCAGUAUCUCGAAACUCGUCUCUGGCUCAUCUCAUCAAAUGUUAACCGAAAUUUUGAAAUAUGUUUUCGGUUAGAAAGGAUUACUUAUUCGGAGUUGUAACACUCAUUAUCGUGCACGAGGUAAGGCGACGAAGAUAACCGACAAAGACAAGGGAGACUGGAAUGAUCAUUUCUGCUCUACUAGCCGUCGUAAGCCAGACUUACCUAAUUCCGGGUUUGUGACACCUGAGCCUUGAUUCCUCGUUCUUUAGUCAUCGAGUGUUGUUAAGUUCAAUGCUCUUCUAUUGAGCCACGGACUCGUUCUGUCGGUUGCGAUCAUGUUAUUAGCAUCAUUAUUAUUCUGACGUUUUUUCCCGUAUGUUUAGAUUAUUACAGCAUUGUGUUACCUUUGCCCUACCACUUUUCGCCCUUCUGUGAUCUGACCCUCGUUGCAUGCGUUCAUUCUGCUUUGUUAUCAGCCCGUGAUUAAGUCCCUUAAAGAAGGCCUCCUGCGUCUACAUCUCGCCUGCGAGCCACCAGCGCCCAAUAGUCGUGGUGUGGAGCACGUUAUUGAACGCAAGGUGCCCGCUCGCAUUACCAUCAAUCAUCUGCGCACCCUGGUGCGUCGUGUCUUUCAGCUGCCGCCACAGGCACGCAUCGAUCUCAUUUCCCUGGGCUGCCGACCCGAGUCCACCGACGUAGAAGUACCCCUGGAGGCCGAUACUCGAGAGCUUGGUUUCUACGGCGUCGCAGACGGUGAUAAGCUGCUGGCUCGCUGGAGGGCUUAA
This is a messenger RNA of Spirometra erinaceieuropaei, 13942 nucleotides long. Lineage: Eukaryota; Metazoa; Platyhelminthes; Cestoda; Diphyllobothriidea; Diphyllobothriidae. The record is from the annotation of a GenBank genome assembly.